Molecule: messenger RNA, 309 nt
Organism: Rotaria sp. Silwood2
Lineage: Eukaryota; Metazoa; Rotifera; Eurotatoria; Philodinida; Philodinidae
Source: the annotation of a GenBank genome assembly
AUGGAAACUUCUUAUAAACAAGCAACAUUUGAAACUCUUUCAGAUGAAAUUCUAUUGGAAAUCUGCAAGUAUUUAUUAUGUUCUGAUAUUCUUUUCUCCUUCAACGUCCUUAACCAUCGAAUAACACGAAUGGUCACUCAACAUCGUCAUCAUAUUUCAUUAUAUAAAAUAUCUCUUGCUCAAUGUGAUUAUUUAUGUGUAAAUAUUCUUCCGAAAAUUGGUUGUGAAGUUUGUUCAUUAUUUAUUGAUUGUUGUUUUUCUGUGUUACAACAUGAUUCAUUCAUCAAACAUUUUGGUAAGAAAAUGUAA